Spirodela intermedia is the source of this 1172-nucleotide messenger RNA. The record is from the annotation of a GenBank genome assembly. NCBI's taxonomy places the organism in Eukaryota, Viridiplantae, Streptophyta, Magnoliopsida, Alismatales, Araceae.
AUGUCUGCAAUGCCUUAUGCUAAAGUACACAUUUUAAAACUAAAACUUACGUCUGUAUCAUAAGCAUUCUCAUAUGUAGACAUACAUAAGAGACACAUCAGCAUAAAUUAAUGGUAGAUGGCACUUAGAUAAUUAACAUCCUGUCAAAAUUUUCAACUCAAGCUAUGAGACAUCAGUAAUUCUUAAAAUACAACUCCAUCACUAGGACUACAAUCUGACCUACUAGGCAAGUACUCUCCAUUCUUGAAAGCAUAUGGAUGCAAUGAAAAAUAUAACAAGAUCACUAAAAUGAUGCCCAAGACAAAGAGAAAUAUGACGCAUACAAUAUAAACUAAGAUUGAAGACAUAAUAUUCUGAAGAAUGUAAUAUGACCAGGCAUGAAUCCUGAAAAACUAGGCUCUAGUACUAACGUGAAGUAAAAUGGGUAUAUUACUAUGGUGUCAGAAAAUAGUGACAGAGGAUCUAGCCAUCCACCUGAAAAGGCCAAGGAAAAUCAAUAAAAGGAGCGCAUAAAAUUCAAAAAUUGUUGAUACUCUUCAUUUCCAAGAUUAAAAAUGAAAAUUUAUGAAAAAUCCCACCUGAACCACUUGCAAGACCGUAUGGAUUCAAAUACGUAGUAAAAUAGGUCAACCUCCUUCCUUAUCUUUCCCAGAAACGGCUAUCCAUACUCUACCGUAGCCACCCUCGGCACUCCCCAACAGCCGUUCACAGAAACUCCGAAAAUAUUCGUUAAUUAACACCUUAAAGGGAACUAAGCAAUUUUAUACCUUCACUUAGUUGCCAGUCGUACCCCUGCUCAGGAAAUAUUAUCUGCAAGCUCCAUGAGACCAUGGUAAGCAUAGUUGACGGAUCCUGAUCCAGAUCCAUGUAAGAUGGAAUCAUGAAAGCUUUGAUCUUUUCUAACUCUGUCUGUAACUCACUAGAGGUUCGGGAAAAAAAGAGAAGAUGUAUACGAACGAGAUAUACAGCGACGAGAAGAAAGAAAAGGAUUGAAUAGACGAACUCCCGAGCAUUUGUUGAUCUCAGAUGUGUCUAUAUCAAAGGAACGGGUGACUCAUUAUUUCGAUGAAUAUUUCCUUCGGACAGAAGAAGAUUCGGUAAACACAAGGAAUCUCGCUUAUUCGAAAUCUCACUUAUCAAAGUCCAUUGUGAAAGAAUCACCCGCCAUUUAG